Molecule: messenger RNA, 6250 nt
Organism: Phasianus colchicus (ring-necked pheasant)
Lineage: Eukaryota; Metazoa; Chordata; Aves; Galliformes; Phasianidae
Gene: NFX1
Product: nuclear transcription factor, X-box binding 1
Biological process (GO): negative regulation of transcription by RNA polymerase II
Cellular component (GO): nucleus
Molecular function (GO): DNA-binding transcription factor activity, RNA polymerase II-specific; RNA polymerase II transcription regulatory region sequence-specific DNA binding; zinc ion binding
Source: RefSeq, a predicted model, not a curated record
UGCGGCUGCGCGCUGAGCUCCGCUCGGACGAGGGGAGCUGUUGGAGCUGAGGCGCGUGCGCGGCCGCCAGGAAGCUGGACCGUGGGGUGGGGGCGGGAGCGGGAGGAAAGCGUUGGCAUGGCGGAGGCGCGGCCCAAUACAGGUGUGUUGAAUCUGAAUCCUGAUGCCGAUGAUUCCAUUUCCGGAGAAAGACUACCUACAGAUAUAAAUUGGGUGAAGAAAGAUAGGAAAGAAUGUAGUAGGAAUCAGAAUAGAAGAAGUUUAUUAUGUCCUAGUCUGCCUGAAAAAGAUUAUGGAAGCUCUUCCACAAAGCAUUAUGAUGUUUAUAAUCCAGAAAGUCGGUAUGGGAAUUCUGAAGAUUUUCACCAAUAUUUUGGUACCAGUCGAAGUUCAAAGAAUCGCAGCUUUCAAAAUCAGAGGUGGCACAGAUCAAGGAACGAUACCACAUGUACUAAAAGUAAGGUAAGACAAAGUACUGCAGAGGCUGCUGCUUGUCCUGGAAUUUCAGAUGCUGCAAAGCUACCUGGAAGAAGAGCACCUAUUAAAGGAUACAAUGAAUUUAUCUCCUCAGAGAGUGACAGGGAAGUAGCUAAUGCAGAUAGCCGAGGAGCAAAGCCAAAGAAAUCACACCUGGUACAUGCACCUGGAAGAGGUUUCAGGGAGAAGGGAAAGCAAGUACAUGAGCGAGAGAAGAGAAUGAGCUCUAAACAGAAAGUAGAGCUUUUUGAAAAUACUCCAUCUUUGGAUUUGACUCAGUCGGACUCUUCAGAAUCUUCUGCUGGAAAGGCAUUCAGUGAGGCACCAAUUGGUAGUGGGGAUGAGCAGAAAGGCUACAAUUAUGUAAACAAGAGAUAUCCCCGGAAGCCUAUGUGGAAUAAACCGCCGGUAGAGAAAGAGUAUCAGAAGAGACAUGAUUCUCACCAUAGCAGAAAUACAAAAGCGGGUAAGAAGUCUUCUCUUGCGUGUACUGCAAAAGAUAAAAAUGAGAGGAAGAAAGAAUUCUCUGAUCACAAAAAUGAUGAAAAUGUGACCAGCGAGAUCAGAAAUGAAUUGCUUGAGUCUGCCAGAUGUAACGGAAGAAAGUUUUUGCUAAAGGGGGAUCAAGCGCCUUCCCUUAAUUUCAGCUGGACCCAGUACUGGAAAAAACAAAGUGAUAUACCAAAAAACAAAGAAACUCAUACAGGGUCUUUGAUUGAGCAGCUGACAACAGAGAAGUAUGAAUGUAUGGUAUGUUGUGAGGUCGUCCGAAUAGUAGCACCUGUGUGGAGCUGUCAGAAUUGCUACCAUGUAUUCCACCUGAAUUGUAUUAAAAAGUGGGCAAGAUCACCAGCUUCUCAAGCUGAAGAUAGUAACAGUGGUUGGAGAUGUCCAGCUUGUCAGAAUGCUUCUACACAAGUUCCUAAAACUUACACUUGUUUCUGUGGUAAGGUACACAAUCCAGAAUGGAAUAGAAAUGAAAUUCCACAUAGCUGUGGGGAACUUUGUGGAAAGAAGAGGCAGUGUUUGGAUUGUCCACAUCUUUGUAAUAUCCUGUGUCAUCCAGGACCUUGUCCUUCAUGCCCAGCCUUUGUGACAAAAACAUGUGAAUGUGGACAAACAAGUCAUUCAGUUCGCUGUGGCCAGUCAACAAAAAUUCAUUGUUCUAAUGUAUGUGGAAGUACUUUAAACUGUGGCAAGCACAGAUGUACUCAGGUUUGCCAUGCAGGAGAAUGUUUACCUUGCCAACUGAAAGUACAGCAAGUGUGUUACUGUGGAAAAAACUUUAAAGAAGUAUUGUGUGGGACAAAGGAAGAAUUUUAUGAUGGAUUUGGGAGUUUCUCGUGUCAGAAUACAUGUGGCAAAACAUUAAAUUGUGGGAGGCACAACUGUACACAAGUAUGCCAUCCUCAACCUUGCCAGCUCUGUCCACGACUUCCACAAGUAGUGUAUCGCUGUCCCUGUGGUCAGACUCCUCUCAGCAAGUUACUGGAACUAGGAUGUAUUGAACGUAAAAUCUGCACAGAUCCUAUCCCAUCAUGUGGAAAAACGUGUGGCAAACCUCUUUCUUGUGGUAGCUAUGAGUUGCUUCAUACAUGUGAAAGCCUGUGCCAUGAAGGAGACUGUAAACCAUGUUCUCAAACAUCAAAUAUUUACUGUAGGUGUGGCUUCAAAAAAAAGGAAGUCCCAUGUGCUCUGCUCAGGAAUAAAGCUGCUAUUACAUUUAUGUGUGACAAGCGAUGCAACAAGAAAAGGUCAUGUGGACGACACAAGUGUAAUGAAGUUUGCUGUGUGGACACAGAACAUAAGUGUUCUUUGGUUUGUGGUCGCAAACUCAACUGUGGACUUCAUAGAUGUGAAGAGCCUUGUCACCGGGGCAGUUGUCAAACCUGCUGGCAAACAAGUUUUGAUGAGUUGACUUGUUACUGUGGGGAAUCAGUGAUUUACCCCCCUGUUCCUUGUGGCACUCAGCCACCAGAAUGCAAAAAAACAUGCACCAGGCCACAUGACUGUGAUCAUCCAGUGUACCAUUCAUGUCAUAGUGAGGAGAAGUGUCCACCCUGUACCUACCUCACUCAGAAAUGGUGUAUGGGCAAACAUGAACUGCGAAGCAAUAUUCCCUGUCAUCUCACUGACAUUUCCUGUGGACUUCGCUGCAAUCAAAUGUUAAAAUGUGGAAUGCACAAAUGUAAAAGAAUCUGUCAUAAAGGGGAAUGUCUCAUAGAUGAAGAGUGUAAACAGCCAUGUAUUAUUCCAAGACUGUAUUGUAAUCAUCCCUGUAUGGCUCCAUGUCAUCCUUCUUCAUCCUGCCCAACAACAUCCUGCUGUGCAAAGGUUGAACUUCAGUGUGAAUGUGGAAGAAGAAAGGAGAGUAUGAUUUGUUCAGAAGCAUCUAAUACGUAUCAGAGAAUAGCUGCUAUAUCUAUAGCCACUAAGUUAACGGAUCUGCAGCUUGGAGAUUCAGUGGAAAUCAGUAGACUUAUUACAAAAAAGGAAAUGAAGCAGGCCAGGUUGCAAUGCGAUGAAGAAUGUUUAGCUCUUCAGAGGAACAGGCGCCUUGCCGAUGCUCUUGAAAUAGAUGAUAAUUCUGACCCUUUUAACACUCGUUCUUCUGGACCAAAGUACAGUGACCUUUUAAAAGAAGAUGCUAGGAAAGAUAUAAAAUUUGUCAGCGAUGUUGAGAAGGAGAUGAGAAUGCUUGUAGAAGCUGUGAAUAAGGGCAAGUACACAAAGAAGAGUCAUUGUUACCCACCAAUGAACAGAGAUCACCGCAGAAUCAUCCACGAAUUAGCUCAGGUUUAUGGCAUUGAAAGUGUGAGCUAUGACAACGAGCCAAAGCGUAAUGUUGUUAUCACUGCAGUCAAAGGGAAAUCCAUUUGUCCAAGCAAUACCUUAACUUCUGUGCUGGAUAAAGAAAUGAAGAGCAGGCCUCCACCUCCCAUUCCUCAUUACAAACAAACAGAUAAGAAUAGUGGAAGCAGUGGUUUGUCCAAACCAUUAAAAGAAGAGCCAAUAAUUGACUACUUUGAUGUCCAGGACUGAAGUCAUUGAUGUAGAAUUACGACACAGAAGCUCAGAUACUAAAUUACUGCAGAAGGUGCUUUUUAGUUAUUUGUCAAAUGAGUACUUGUCCAACAUAUCCAUGGUUUAACAUCUAAGGCUGGAUUGCAAUACUUUACCUAAGUGCAUUGUACCUAAUAGUUGUACCGUUUUUUUUUGAAAGCUGGGUUGUCUGCACUUUUUUUUGAUCUAAUAUGCUUUCAGAAUGAUGUGAAUUUUCAUCAAUGCCUUGAAAGUGAGAGAAAAUUAUCAAACAGAUUAUUUUGGGUAAUAAGAAUAAUAAUUCUUACAGAUUUAUUUUGAUGUAUCUCAUGCAAUUUAAAAUGAACCAGGAAUAAUCUGUUAAAAACAUUAAUGGGAAUAUUCUAUAAGCAUUUUCUUACGUUAUUAUUUCACUUCCAUGUUAAUGUGAUAAAUCUGGGGAUUUGAGUUACUCUUCUGUGUGCAAGGAAAUAUGAAACUUAGUCACUAAUUAUGAAUAUACACUCUAGAUGUCACAAGAGCACAGACUUCUUUUGGUAUCUGAAGAAAAAAAAUCUGAGGAAGGUGGAAAACUAAGGCUUACUCUGUUGUAUCUCAAAUUCGACAUUAAAAAAAAUAGACAAGAAAAUUAUUGAUGCUAUGUUAUUUGAGACACCAAACAAGAUAAUAUUCAAUAUUAUUAUUUUAGUGUUCUAUUUGGUUUAUAUUUUAUUUAGAUAAGUUAGUUUGGUGGUCUUGGGGUUUUUUGGAUUUUUUUUGCAUGGUUUUGUUCAUGAUUUAUAAUAUUUUUCUGUACUGUGCAGGCUCAAGGGAGUAUGUGAAGUUUGAGCUAAGUAUGUUUAGAGUUGGAGCAAUAUUUGUAUCAUUUCUAAGAACAUUUGUCUUAGCUCUUUGCCAGUGGGAGAUAUUUCUUGCAUGGAAAUGCCGUGAACAAAAUGCCAUGAGUAUAUGGUGUAAGAAGCAAUUUCACAGAUGGUGGAUUUGUUCCAGAUUAUGAGGUAGGGUGGAUGAGAAAACUGUAAGUCUGAUUUGAAGUGGCACAGCUGUAACUUUUGUUGCCAGGACAGUGCGAGGCAGCAAUCCGUGCUUAGAUUCACGUAGUUAAUGGAGAAACUGAGAACCUUAAAUGUGAAGAAUUCUGUGGCCGCGUUUCAUUCUCAGCGUCAUGAGAUUGUGAAACAUGAAAGAGUGAGCAGCAAAUUCACCACAUCUGCCUCCAAAACCUUUUCAGAAUAAAAAUGCAUGUUAGUGCAAAUUUUUGUGCUUAUUAUUUUGCAUAAGACGUCUUAAAUGUUUCUAAAUGCCUCAAAUGCAUAUGCUUCUGUUAUAAGAACAGUUACCAGAAGGAUUCUCAGUUCUUGAGCUUUUAAUUUGAGUGUAGUGAUUUAAAUUUAUUUUCGCAUUUUUUGUAUUACAUUUAAUGAACAGAAAUGAAAGAUAAAAUGACAAAGCCUAUAGUGCCCUUACUUUUUUUUAAGCAAAUUAGUGUUUGAGCCCACAAAGUGUACCACCACUUUGCUAUAUUCAGUUAAAGAAAUGAGUUGCUUGGCAUCUUUUCAGUAAUUUAUUUCUUCAGAUGCCAUCAUUAAGAGGAAUGUAUCUAUUCCCAGUACUUGCAGUGCCAGCUCAGUGUGGCUGCCAGACAAAGGGUAAUUUUGGUCUAGAAAUUCAAAGCUAUGUUAGUAUUUCCAAGCUAGUAACUGCUAAUAGAGAGAAUGUACGUGGUUAUACUGCAAAGGUUUGUUCUGGACAGGAGCUGUCACAUGUCUGGUGAGCUGGAAGUGUAUCACAUCCCUCUAAUGCAGCUGGUAUACCGUAGGUAUAAAAAAGCAUUAUCAAAAACAAAAACACACCUAAUUGAUUUGGUUGAUAUUAAAUAGCAUAAGGCUGAAGCGUGUUAACUUUUCACCCACACUGAAAUGAAUACAGCUAAUGCUUCUCAUCUGUACUUCUGAUCUGAAAUACAAAACUUAAAAGGCUUCCAUAACAUUAUAUUCAGCUCUGUUUCAAUUUUUUUUUAAAUCAAAUUACAUCUGACAUAAAAAUACGAACUUGGUGAGAUGCACUUCAGCAGUCAAGCAUUCUGCUACUAUUUUUAAUAAAACCCAGGUAUCUUUAGCUUCUCAAGUUGAAACUAGUCACUACACUGAAUCUGUUCAUACUGAGAAGUCAUACUCAUCACUGCACAUCUUAGCUGCAUGAAUAUCAAAAAUUUUAUGUAGAUAUGUAUAUUAAACAUCUUUAAAUCAUGGCUGUUGGAGCUUGUCUGUACUUAUGCAUCAAGUCAUAUGUGGAAAAACAUUUGGUUUGAAAUGCGUUUGAAUAACUUGGUUAAAACAUGAUACUACAUAUCUACCGUACAUCUAGGGAAAUGAUACCAAAAAGAAUGAGGAUGGAUGUCUUUCUUCCUAGAAUACAGUAACACGGCCUUAAAAAGGAACUCAGCAAUGUAUAACAGAGGUCUUUGCUCUGUUCUCAUUUGCUUUGGCUGCAGUGUCUGUGACUUUCACAUGGAAUAGUACUAAAGGCUGUAGUUUUGAAAUUUAUGAUAACUCAUCUUACUGCAUGUGUGCCUCAUGGAAAUAAUUUUCAAUUACCUAUUUUGUAACUCCUUCAGCAGACCUUUACACCUUUUAUCUGAUAGAAAAAUGAGUGGAUAGCAGCGAUCUUUGCAUCAGUGAAGUCGGUAGCAAAAUCUUUACUGACAUCACUGUAACCAAGACUUAAGCUU